Messenger RNA from Cantharellus anzutake, 981 nucleotides. RefSeq lists its product as uncharacterized. The coding region runs from base 1 to 981 and encodes 326 amino acids. Lineage: Eukaryota; Fungi; Basidiomycota; Agaricomycetes; Cantharellales; Hydnaceae. The record is from RefSeq and is a predicted model, not a curated record. The transcript is spliced from 5 exons.
AUGGACGACAUUGAAUAUCGAGGAACAGCUCCCAGCAGCAUUCACACAACUCCCUCUCAACGACAAGCCGAACCACCCUCUGAAAAUACCAAGAAACGUGUCCAAGCCGCAGAUCCUAACGAUGGACGCUGCUUGAUCGAAAAUCGCCAUCCAGACCAUGCUAUCCAGUAUGCGCAUUGCCUGCCCCGUGCCCUAUCCAAUCACCACAAUUUCAUGACCAGUCUUGAAUGGCACUGGAACUUACAGUAUCAUACCUUGAACCUCAACACUCGCUACAACAUUUUUCGACUCGGAGCUACUUUGCACGCCUUAUUUGACAACCAUUUCUGGAUCCUUGUCCCAGAAGAACGUGUAGUCGACAUGUACCACAGCACCCUCACCAAUAUCACAGUCUCCCCGACUGCUCAUCGAAAUAACUUCCCACUCUUUAACGGCAAUGAGCCAUUCAAAUACAAGCUAUUCCCAAUACCUGGUAAAAUGGACAGCAUGGCCGUCUGCGUCCAGCACGUUGUGCGCAGCCCCCCUCAAGUGGAAGAUUUCACUAUUCACCUCCAUCCUUUCCAAAAUAUUCCUUUCCUUCUGAGUCACAUACGACCCCACUUUGUCAUUGCCCGAGCCGGUAGGACGCUCCGCAAGGUAGACACCCGUCUUUCCAUGACCUUGUCAGCGGAGCACCCUCUGCUGGUGAAGGUAGUGACUUUAUAUGAUGCGUGGACCAGGGGAUUACCGACUGAUGUGCUGGAUGACGAGAGCUUUAAUCCCCCUCCCCCCGAAGGUGACGAGGACAACGAUGAGGAUGAUGCCUCAAGUGAGGACAGGACAGCACCGCAUCGUGACAAAAAGCGCAAACUCCACAGAGGCUCUCCAACAAGAGGCUCAAGCCGGGCUACCCAACAGGAAUUGAGUCUUGUCCAGCAGGGCACUCUACGAGCACACCAAGAAUUCUGGCAAGCAAUGUUGGUCACCCGAAGCAAUCCAUGA